Molecule: messenger RNA, 6155 nt
Organism: Orussus abietinus
Lineage: Eukaryota; Metazoa; Arthropoda; Insecta; Hymenoptera; Orussidae
Product: TP53-binding protein 1
Exons: 5
Coding region: 805-5151 (1448 amino acids)
Biological process (GO): positive regulation of transcription by RNA polymerase II; DNA damage checkpoint signaling
Cellular component (GO): nucleus
Molecular function (GO): histone binding
Source: RefSeq, a predicted model, not a curated record
GCAGGAAAGUUGCACCGUGCGAACAGGUGAAUUUCCAAGAGAAGGCGCGCGCGAAAUCGCAUCCGAAAGCCGAUCGGGAAAACGUAUCGCGUGCAUCAGUUUAGAGGUAAUAGGACCUUGCAGGGAAGAGAAAUAACCCGCCGUUGAAGAAUAUCCCAACUCGGCCUCUGGUUCAAGGCUCGCAAGUCUACGUUUACGUGCAAUUAAUCCCUAUUGUGUGCAGGCAUCGCGAGAGACGCGCAGACGGAAUUGUGCGGCAUCGUGCACACCCCCAGUUUCUCGUGUGUGAGCCGUGCUCCCGCGCGGCCAUUUACCAGAAGCCGGUUCGGAGGUUGCCACUGGUGCACUGGUGGAAAAGUACGUACUUAACGCGCUAUCGCGGAUCGACGCCGUUGGGUUACGAAAGACGCAACGAACGUGUUCUAAGCUUUUUUAACCCCGAGCCACCGUUCGAGCGGUCGCGGUCAGCGGCGAAAGCAAUAUUUUGACGUCGCGUCGAUUCGUGUUGUGCCCAGACCAAGACGGCGCCACUUGCAAUAAGUAGCGGUAUAUUCUCCUUUUUAUGUAUGAUAAACAACGCCGACAGUUGCAGCCCUUUGGAUGAUUUGACAUUCUUAUCAGACAUCGGCAUAGGGAUCGCACAGUGACUUCGCAUCGGAAGGAAUCGUUACGGAUGUCUCGAAGGACGUGCUCGUUUCGGUUUCCUGAGGCUAACCAGUGGGCUAAAGUCGUCGCUUUGUAACCUCCUAGGCCUAUUAAUAUAACGUUAUAGAGAGAAGAGGAACACCAGAUAUUUUGUUAAGAAUGUCGACUAUCGCGGACAAUGAAAACUGUAUUCCGGACAGUCAGGAGAUUUAUUGCGAAAAGUCUGAGAACCUUAUAAAGAACGUUAACCAGGUAGGGUGCGAUACUAGUGGGGCUUUGAACGAAAGUCAAGAUUUUCAUCUUUUUGACGUGGAGGAUUCCGAGGAUCUUUUAACUAACAAAUCUAAUUCGAGCUCUGAAAGGUUUAAACAACCCGAUGCCGAGGAGGUUAGCGAUAUUACGGAACCAGCUGCAUUUCGAGAGGGGACGCGCGAGAUCGAAAUCAAGGUCGACCAUACUUUGGCCCAUGAUAAGAAGGAAGUGUCGGAGGGAUCUAAUACUGAAGUAACAAGUAUAGAUGAAAUCGCAAAAUGUAAGGAAAAAACAUCGGAUGACGAAGAGGAUAUUAUUCAUGGAACUCCUCCGGAAAUCCAUUCUCCGUCGAAACGACAAGCUUCAAAUCUUGCCUCCGCGACUCAAAAACGUAAAGCCGAGGCUUUCGACGAACCGGCUUGUAAAAUACUAAAAAGCUCUUCGCUUAAAGAUAAUCCAAUUUUUGAUAGGGAUCGAUCGGAGGAAGUAAAUGAAGCACGACCUAUCGAUCCUGGAGAAUCAAAAGAUGUUAUCGAAGAUAGUCAAAUAUUAGAAAAGAUGGAUGAUUGUUUGCACAAAAAUUCAACUAAUUUAAUAAUCGCAGAGUCACAAGAUGCGGAGGAUGAAGUCGAGAUGGUUGGUGAAAAAAUUGUCGAUAGUGUUUCGGUGGAUGAAUCGAUUAAUAAGAUAAAUCAGGAGGAGGGUGGACACACGAAAGAAACCGAAUCUUUUGAAAAACAAAAGCGCGAAGAAGUCAGUGUUAUUGAUAAAGAAAGUAAGACUCCAUCAAAAACAGAUGCUAAAGAUGAAAAUUUAAACGAUUCUUUGAAACUAUAUAGAUCUGUGGCCAAUGAGACAAAUAAUGAGGAAAAAGUGAUCAACGUAAAUACAAUCGGUAAGAGUGAUUCCAUAGCAGAAAGUUUAAAACAAAUAGAUUCUCAAGAGUGUUUACCACCUGAUGACAAUGGAUGUCGACAGGUCGGUGCUUUGUUGGAAAAAAAAGAAGAAAAACUAAAUGAAGGGGAUACUACGAAGGCAAGUUUACCCGAGGCAGAACAAAAUCAUAGUAAAGCUCGUGAUGAUAUCACGAAAAAUAAACAAAUUGAUAAUAACGAAAUCUUGAACGAUAAUAAUAUUACAUCACAGAUAUCAAAAUCUAACGAAACGCUAUCCAAGAUCGACAAUUCCAAUACAAAAGUAGGAGAUGGUGAUAAUUUUAAAGCCGAACUUACUGCAGGUACCGAGAUCGAGCCACCGGUGACUGUAAGUAAAUCACGAAUGAGCAUAGAGGUGAUUUAUGAUCGAAACUCAGAUAAUCAGGAAAAUAAAUCAAAGCCACGACAGCUUAUCGAGAUAGACGAAGACGGAGAGAAAUUAGUAUUGGACUCUUCGCAAGAAGAGAAGAGUUGCCUUGAUAAUACUAAGACUGAUUCAAACUAUAAAAGCUGUAACGAUACUAAAAGCAGUGGUGACUUCAGUUACAAGUCAGUAUCGAAGACCACAGAUUCUUCCAGUGACUCUAAAAUGGAUGGCCUACUAAUAAACGGCAGUGAAGGAUCCAGAAAGACUGACACCGAUGGCACAGCGAGCGUGAAAUCAGACAUAUCUGUCAGCGAGUCUUCCGCAGAUAACGUAAGUGAAUAUAAAGGUCCAAAAGAAUCAUCGAACAGUCCUAGUAAAAAGUCCAAGCUCAGCGUCACCUUAUCCAAGGAUGAAAAUCCUGUCGUCGUAAAUGUUAGUGAUAGUGAAAACGACUCAUCCGUCGUUGAGGAAAGUAAGAAUAAAUCUUUGCUCGAUGCGAGCCUAACCCGCAAUAAUUCAAUGGCGAAGGUUAUACAGGUUGAAAAGGAGAUCAACGUAUGUGUAAAGCUGAGAUGUUUGUUGCAACUAGAAGAAACAACCAAGGAUAUCAUGGGGAAAGAAAUAUUGAGUGUACAGUGCGAAUCAAUGGGGAAACCGUCAAAUUGUCAGAGAAGUGAGGACACUACCGGUUCACUUGCUGACAUAUCUGGUAACGAUAACAAAGACAUGUCUCUUGGAUCGGUCACCAGUAACACGCAGCCUUACCAUUUGGUUCCAUCCAGGUUCUCCUUAUUGUCGACAGUUAGUUCCUCUUCAGCUUCCAGUGCAGCGUCGCUCGCCCAGAAAAUGGCUGCAAAGGACGAAUCCCACUUUCCCUUACCAAGAGGUCCUGCGAAGCACAAGAAAAUACACGACGCCGUAGUGGAAGAGAAACAAGAUGAGGUCUGCGAACACCCAAAGGACUGGAAAAAUGUUCGCUUACUAACGACCUCGAUACUCAAUUGGGUGAGUUCAGAGUUUAGAUCAGUGGAUUUGCAUAACGGAGGCACCGAUCAGCUGGACGAUCCCCUAAGGAAGAUAAGAUCUUCCACGCCGGAGAUAGAAUCGGACAAGAAGGAGGAUCUGGUACAGAUAACAACGCCGAAAAGUUCAAAGAAAGGCAGAGCGACUAAGAGAGUGCGCAGCAGAAGCAGUCGAAGGCCUUCGAGGACCGUCAAUUCAAAAGUCUCGCCCAGCGUUUUGAUAUCUCCUUCGGAACAGGAGGAGACCGCUACAAGAGCAGUCCCUAAAAAGAGUAGAAAGGGUAGCGUAACCAGCGACAUCCCGGCCAGCAAAAUCACCACUCCGGUUGAGCCUUCCGUCACCGGAGAGUACGCUAUGAGAUCGGUUCCCCAACGGAGGAGCACCACUCCCCAAAAUGUUCCUCAGUCGGAGAGUCUGAUCGGCAGGGAGGUCUUCGCCAAGUGGUCGGACAAUAACUAUUACCCAGGCAUGGUGAAGGACAAGUCCAAGGAGAAGUACAAGGUAAACUUCUACGAUGGUAAGAGUAAGUUGCUGUUGGAGAGCUUCGUCAUCCCGAUACCAAAGAUGCUCAACGAAAGACUUUCCGUAUACGUAACCACCAAGGAUGACUACGGAUCCCCUGGAAUAAUCAUGGAGGUAGAGACCGUUCAGGAUGAGGUUUAUUACAUCGUGGAGUCGGACGAAGGAGAAAUGAUCAGAGCGCAGAUUAAGGAUAUAUUUUUAACGCCCGAUCAGGCACAGGUUUUGAGAGAACAGACGACCGUGGACACCAAGAGUCUCCUACUCUCGCCACAGCAUCUGGGCCAAGUCAGCCUGGACAACAUGGUUGAUGGUAAAAGGCGGUCGAAACGAAUCGGCACGCCCCACUUUUCUACCCCGACCCGGCCGAGACAAUUGAACUUGUCCAUGGACAAGAGUAUAGAUGUGGCAGAGCCCUCGAGCUCGGGGGUAACGCCUCGGGCUUCGAGUAAGGAAAAAGUACAGUCUGAAAGUGAACACAAGACCAGUGGGUUUAGCUCUUCGGAUGUGGAUGAGACGCACGGUCUGUCUGGGGUUCAACCAGAAAUCCCCGGUACUCUGGAGGAACUGGUGAAGGGACCUCAGAGUAGAAUCAAGGGGAAGCAGAAGAGCAAAAAGAAGGCCGACGACCAAGAAACGAUCGCCUUGCUGGGCCCUAUACCGCGGUCUGGGUCCAACAUCUUCAAGGGCUUGUCCUUCAUUCUCACUUGCGCGUCUCUGGAAAGUAUGGACAAGUACAAAAUGGACAGCCAGGAGUCCAACUCCGACCCGGGCACCGAGAACGAAGAGGAGUGGUCGAAGAAACCGUUUGCCAGGGAUCGCUUGAAGAGGCAGUUGACGGCGGGGGGAGGAAAAGUUUAUGAUAAUUUCGAACAAAUACCUCAAGAUGAGUAUGGGAACACAAAACUAAUUACGAACGUGCCAAAUCUUACGGCGAAGAGCAUACAAUGUCUGUCUGUCGGCAUUCAUGCCUACAAUCACAAUUGGGUUAUUCGUUGUUGUCAACAGAAUAAACUGGUGAAUGCGGCCGAAGACGAGUUGCCUGCUGGAUGGAGUUUGGAUAAGAGGAAUUAUGUUGAAAUGUAUCAACGAACCAACCAAAAGCCACUGACGCAUUUUGUCGUUGUUAUACCGAUAAUACGUUCGGAUAACGAGUUCGUUCCGUUCUGGCGACAAAUUUGUGAAAACGCUGGUGCUACUGUUUUAUUAACCGAUAAACCAGGGUCUAAUCUCAUCCAAGGUUCCGUGGUGCUGACCAAUCACAAAUGUCCGACCUGGUUAGUCGAGAAAGCCAACAGUUGGAGCAUUCCCCUAGUUUCAACCACAUGGAUUGUACAGUGCCUAAUCGAAGGGAAGCUUUGCCCUCACGAUACGCAGGCGAGCUACAAGUACGAUUACAUUAAGGCUUAAAGUGCUCUAUUAUUGAGAGUACGAGUUCGCGUUCCAGUCGCAGAUCAUUUUAGAACCACUUCUGUGGAGGUCGAUCGCAGCUACGUAAACUACGUGGUUUACUACGAGGGUCUAUCAUUGUCAACGUUAGUACAAUGUUGUACAACCUGCAUUUCAUUCUGUUACGUAUGUUGCUGGAGUACCUCUUUGGAAUUAUGUAUUUUCUAUUUGGAUAAAAAUUGAGCGCACAUUAGACCUUCGGUGUUCGCUUUAUUUUGUUUUUUUUGCACAAUCACGAGUUUUUAAUUUGUCGGUUACAGCAAAGGUGUCGUUAAACGAGCGGACCAGUUUAUUGUUCUCGAUUUCCCUACAGACUGAGUUUUACUCUAGGAGACGGAACGCCCGAGAUUAUGAAAGUAAUUGGUUAAUCGUCAUCGCAAGGAUCAUUCACGAUUAUGUUUGUUAUUUAAUUUUGGCUAAUGGUACGCCCUAGAUAUUGCCGAUUAUUUGUAAAAGUUUUAAACUACCCCAUAAGUGAUCGCGUGAAAUGGUUAAUUUUAUAUGUUCAAUGGGUUAGAGUAAUGGAGGAAGUAAAUGUGUUAGCCAAAUUACAGUUUGCACUGUAUGUAAGGAAUAUGUUUCGAACUUCAUUGUGGCUUCCACAUUUCUUAACGAGGGGGGUAGAGCGAUAUUUUAUAGAUUUAAUGUACUUUCGAUUUUAAUGCCAACACAUCUUAAUCUGUUAACUGGGGAGUUUUUAAAUAAAAUUUAUACCGAUGCGUUCGUUAUCCCUAAUUAACAGGUUAAUAUUUGCAGAAGCCGUUCGCUUAGCUUUAAGCGACUUGUUUAAGUUGUAAUAUUGUAUUCUAUUUUUUCCUUUUUUUAAUUCUUAUGUCGUUUGAUUUCAUUGAAAAGCGGGUAUGCCGCAUGGCGCGGAAUUAUCUAAAUGUAACGAGAGAAGUGUUUGAUUUAUUUUCAAAACUCUACAAGAUGUGCGAACCAAAUAUUUGUGUAUAAAUUCAGAG